CCAUCAAACGGUAUGGGUAGAACACUUCCUGAUGUCGAUGCCCAGCUGUUGGCAAAUGACCCGCAUCUCCAGCAUCCGAUAACAUCGUCUCUUCACACAGGACUGCCCUCACUGUUUCUCAUCAUACCUGCUCAAAACACGCCGCUAGCGACUACGACGGCAAUGUGCUGAGCGGAAUAACUCAAAUAGGCUUAGAUUGCCCAGUGGAUGCGAGUGAAUCCUUUCAAAUUGGAUUUUGUGUGUCCUUAAGGUCGUGCUGCAGUACAGCGACAUAAGCUUCGCGUUGACCGGCGCGUGCAUCUCAACAGCGGGGUCGAGGACAGUGGCAUAUUUUCAUUGACAGAAUUACUAAAGAACCGCCACUUGGGAUGGCCUUCACCAACCCUACCAUGCAGAUAUUAGCCAUGUGAAAGAUCUGGAAAAACAAAAUGGGGAUGGCUGAGAGGUCGUGUGUGGCGGUGAGCAGCUGAGGUCGGCUGUGAUCUGAGUCUUCUCUUCUGACUGAGAGCAUGUACAGAAGGAAUGGACUCCCUGCCAGCGUCAGCAUCACCUCCCGCCACACACAGGACAGCAGUAGUUCAGAGUCCCUGGAUGGACGGAGUUUGGACUCUGCCAAGAGCUUUGACGCGGUGGUGUUUGACAUGCUCAAAGUGACACCCGAGGAGUUUGCUAGUCAGAUCACUUUGAUGGACGCUCCUGUAUUCAAAGCGAUACAGCCUGAGGAGCUGGCGAGCUGUGGAUGGAACAAGAAGGAGAAGCAUAGCCUUUCACCCAACGUUGUGGCCUUCACACGGAGAUUUAACCAGGUAAACAAUAUUGUGCUAGUCAGUUCACUAGGCGCGUUUCCAUUACAGAUUUGCGCAAAACUUUGGCGAUAUUUUAUAAAUGUCGAUAAAAAAAAACUCCUGGAGCUGAAUAACCUGCACUCUCUGGUGUCAGUGGUCUCUGCUCUUCAAAGCGCACCUAUCUUCAGAUUGAGCAAGACCUGGGCGUUGAUCAGUCGAAAGGACAAGGCCACAUUUGAGAAACUUGACUUCCUGACGUCAAAAGAAGAGAAUUACAACCGCAUGAGAGAGUACAUCAGGUCCCUCAAAAUGGCCCCCUGCAUCCCCUACCUAGGAAUUUACCUGUUUGAUAUGACCUACAUUGACUCCGCCUACCCUGCUUCUGACAGCAUCAUCGAGACUGAGCAAAGAACCAAUCAGAUGAACAAUCUACUGCGCAUCAUCUCCUAUCUACAGGUGUCCUGUAACUACGAUCAUUUAGUCAUGUUACCACACGUGCAGAAGUAUUUGAUGUCAGUGCGCUACAUCGAGGAGCUCCAAAAGUUUGUGGAGGAUGACAAUUACACACUAUCAUUGAAGAUUGAGCCUGGGAACAGCUCACCUCGUCUGGUAUCCUCCAAAGAAGACCUUGGAGGACCCUCAGAAGAGUCUGUCUCAGUGAGGUAUAACCGACGACCAACCUGUCCUGAUACAUCAGUGGUUGCCCACCUUCCAACACCACCUCCUGCCCGACACAGGAAGAGCCACAGUCUGGGGAACAAUAUGAUGUGCCAGUUUGGUGUGGUGGAGAGUAAAAGUGCGACAUUCCCUGCAAAAGAAAAGGCUCGACACCUACUGGACGACAGCUUCUUAGAGUCUCACAGUCCUGUCAGAAACCACACACACGAUUCAGUAUUUACCAACGGCAUCUCACUUGGCAGUAGAGAGAGCUCUUUUAGUGAUGAAUUAUCAAGUACAGUUGAGAGAGGACGUAUGUACGCGACACUUGGUCCAAAUUGGCGAGUCCCAAUCUGUAACUCUCCCAGAAGUAGAGGUUAUAUUUAUAGUACCCCAGGGGCAGUUUCCAGCUAUGAAUGCAGUUCUCUGAGCAGUAUAACCAUUGAAGGGCCCCUGCGAAGAAAGACACUGAUGAAGGAGGGUAAAAAACCCACUCUCUCAUCCUGGAAGCGCUACUGGAUUGUCUUAUCUGGCUCCAUUCUCAUCUAUUUUGGUUCUAAAGCUCUAAGAGCAAAUGAGCGAAGACAUUAUAAAUCCAGGCCAUGUAAAAAGAUCACGCUCACAGGUUGGAUGGUGGUUCUGCCAGAAAACCCUGAUCAUCCAAAUAUUUUCCAGCUUACUGAUCCUGAAAGAGGUAAUGUUUACAAGUUCCAGACUGGAUCACGUUUCUCUGCGAUUAUCUGGUACAGACAUUUAGCCGAGGCGUGCAGGAGUAUAAGACCACAGAUACCAGCAAACCUCAUGUCCUUUGAAUAGCUGCUUUUUGGGAAGUGGAAUACAGAUGAAGAGAAUAAACCUCAUGGAGAAAGACAUUGCAGAAGAGUUUAUGCGAGGGGGCAGCAUGUUGGACCUAACAUAGUUGGAAAUGUGGCAGCUGUAUCUGUUGAAAAAGUCCAAAAUUCUUUCAGACAUUGUUGACACAGCUGUACUGAGAGAGGAUGGUCUUGUGUCUUCAGUUUAGUGGUAACACUUUACAAUAAGGUUCAAUUUGUUAACAUGAUAUAAAGGAAUAGUUCG
This is a messenger RNA of Sinocyclocheilus rhinocerous, 2519 nucleotides long. RefSeq names its product ras-specific guanine nucleotide-releasing factor RalGPS1-like. Gene Ontology annotation, cellular component: plasma membrane. The record is from RefSeq and is a predicted model, not a curated record. The coding region runs from base 510 to 2258 and encodes 582 amino acids. Gene Ontology annotation, biological process: Ras protein signal transduction. The transcript has 21 exons. Gene Ontology annotation, molecular function: guanyl-nucleotide exchange factor activity. Lineage: Eukaryota; Metazoa; Chordata; Actinopteri; Cypriniformes; Cyprinidae.